AGCGGCUGGCGUUGUGGGGGCUGCAACUACCGGGAAUGAUCUUUAUUUGUCUACCGCAAAGCAAAGGGCACGGGAAGAUCUGUACCGUAAGCGAGGAAGAGACGAGAUAGCGAGUCCUUAUUAGGUGGUUGGGGUAGUCAGAAGAAAAGCCGGGAGGUAGAGGAAGGGGUGUUCGAGGAUAAGGUUGUUCCUCUGUUGAAGGUUGGGGGUGCUUAGGGAGGAGGGGAUGUCUGGCAAGGUGGAACGAGUAUGUGAGGCUUGUUGAGGAGGGUAUGUUUCUCAGCAGGGAUUUUUGGUAUGCCAAGAUAGAAAGUUAGUGUAUUGAGAGGAUGCUCUUAGUGGGCAAUUUUCUACCAUUUGUACAAAAAAAAUGUGGCUUCUCACUCGCUCUUUGUGCAGUCUUUUGAGUCACUGGGCUCUUGGGGGAAGGUGGAUCCUUGCAGGUAGCAAUUCUUGCAGGUAUUACAAGAAGGAAACGCUUCCAUCCCCAGAGGGACCAAUCCCGCCUGUUUCAGUCACAGAGAUACGCCAGUAUCUGAGGGCACAAAGUAUCCCAUUUCACGAUGGCUAUAGUUGUCUUCAUGUGCCCAGUGUUUUUGUGGAGGAGCAGCAGCAGGUUCGCCAUAGCUACACCCUCUUUAUCGACAAGACCACUGGCCGCUUUCUCUGUACAGCCACAUUGGUUGAAGGUAACUGGCAAGACUUCCAGGCUAGUGUAGAGUUGCGACAUAAAGGGAUGGUUGUGGGUGAUCCGGAAGAGGCCAGCGGGCAAAGGGACCAAGAUGGAAAAGAUGCCUUGCAUAUAUGGGAGCGAGCCCUGCUUCUCUGGGAACUGCUGGAUGAGAAGGAGACACAGGAGGCUAAGGCUAUGUUUGGCAUUUGCAGUGUCUCAAAUACCACUCUUAAACGGUUUAGUGUGCGUUAUCUGCGGACUGCACAAGCCUUGGUCUUCCCAUGGUUCAGCCCCCGUGGCACCAGCCUGAAGGGGCUAAAGCUUCUGGGAGUUGAGCAGCAAGGUGAAAGCACACACUAUGUGGAGAACACUCUACCCCGCCCAGGAGCCUAUCACAACCUCUUUGGGUUGCCACUGAUCAGCCGGCGAGAUACAGAAGUGGUACUGACUGGCCGGGAACUGGAUACUUUGGUGUUGCACCAGGUGACUGGACUACCCACCUUGGCCCUUCCCCGGGGAAUUUCUUGCCUCCCACCAGCCCUUCUUCCCUACUUAGAACAGUUCAAGCGGAUCACCCUGUGGUUAGGGGAGGACCUCCGGGCCUGGGAAGCUGCCAAACUCUUUGCUCGCAAGCUGAACCCUAAGCGUUGUUCUUUGGUGCGACCAAGUGACCAGCAACUCCGGCCCUUGGAAGCUUUCACCCGUGGCAUGAACCUCACCAAAAUUCUACGUUCGGCCCUUCCAGCUGGCCACAAGUCCAUCAUUUCAUUUCGCCAGCUUCGGGAAGAGGUAUUUGGGGAGCUGGCCAACGUGGAACAGGUGGCAGGAGUCAAAUGGACACGUUUCCCAGAAUUGAAUAGACUCCUCAAGGGCCAUCGCAAGGGGGAGCUCACUGUCUUCACAGGUCCAACGGGCAGUGGGAAGACAACCUUCAUCAGUGAAUAUGCCCUGGAUCUCUGCAUACAGGGGGUGAACACUUUGUGGGGCAGCUUCGAGAUCAACAACGUGCGCUUGGCCAAGAUCAUGCUGACCCAGUUUGCUAUAGGGAGGCUGGAAGAGCAGCUGGAAAAGUAUGAUGAGUGGGCAGACAAGUUUGAGGAUCUUCCACUCUACUUCAUGACUUUCCAUGGGCAUCAGAAUAUCAAGACCGUGAUAGACACCAUGCAGCAUGCUGUGUACAUGUAUGAUAUCUUUCAUGUGAUCAUUGAUAAUCUCCAGUUCAUGAUGGGCCACGAACAGCUCAGUGUGGACAGGCUUGCUGUGCAAGACUACAUUGUGGGUGCUUUCCGGAAGUUUGCCACAGAAAACAGCUGCCACGUGACUCUGGUCAUUCACCCCCGGAAAGAAGAUGAAGAGAGGGAACUGCAGACGGCUUCCAUUUUUGGGUCUGCAAAGGCCAGCCAGGAAGCUGACAAUGUGCUGAUCCUGCAGGACAGAAAGCUGGUGACAGGUCCAGGCAAGCGCUACCUGCAGGUCUCCAAGAAUCGCUUUGAUGGGGAUGUAGGAGUCAUUCCUUUGGAGUUUAGCAAAGCAUCCCUCACCUUCUCGACCCCCAUCAAAGGCAAAGCCAAGCUGAAGAAGGUCAAAGGUGACAAUGACGUGUCUCCUAAGACGGCUCCAGCAGGUGCUGGUGGAGCUUCAAAGAAGCAGAGGUCUCAGUCGCCCAGCAGCACAGCCCCUGCCCCAGGGACCUCUCCUGAUGAACCCAUCAAACCAUGAGGAGAACCUGUGGAUGAUUCAAAAAGAGUUGGAAGCCAGCAAAGUCACUGCCUCCUGUCUGAUCAUAGAAGCAAUAAUCACAAGAUGAAGAAAAGCAUUGGCUGGAUGUUUCCUGCACUGUUGCGUGAUGUUCUCCAUUGGGAUCAGGUGCUAGAAAGCUUUAUGAAAUCUGUGGAUAGUAGCAGGAUUUGCAAUACCCUUUACUAUCAAGCAAUACUCUGAAGAGGAGACUAGCAGAUGGGUGUACACGUGCAUGCACCAUAGAAAAGAGCUUGCUGUGUACUGGGGCAGGUGCAAAGAAGUAGUCCUGUUUUGUGGUCUUCAGCGUAACCUGGGCCCAGUUAAUGCUCAUUAGCUGCAAACAGUGAACAAGAUAUUAAAAAAGAACAGUGGGGUACACAAGUAGUUUUAUGUAAUUUUUUACUAGUAUGUAUAAGGAAUAAAGUUUUGCUGCAAGCUGGAAAAGUGCUAGAUCUCUGGCAUGGGAUCACAGAUGCCAGCAGGGCCAUGUUGUAUAUCUGUUUUGUAAAAAUUGCUGGUUAAAAUGGUAAAUGUUGCAAGAAGAGCUCUGCUUUCCCUCCUGAUCUUUGGGCUUGAAUUACAGAGUGAAUUGUAGGUUGAGCCUAAGACGAGUCAGCAAGACCUACAUUUUAAUGAGCCAUGGGUUCAGCAGGGCAAGGAGAUUGAUAAAGCUCUGAGCUGUGGGGGUUGAAUAAAUCAUUAGCACAAAGGUAAUUGGCCUCAACUGCCCUCCCUUCAAAUUCUUUUUUAUGUGCCUUCUCCAUACUGGCUCUGAAUGCUACUGUUCUGACCUAGUAUGGAUUCUGGAGAGGAGUUUACUUGGAGAGGGGGAAAAAAAGAACUAUUCAUGUGUUCCAAAGUGGGCUCUUGAAAAACUGCCAUUAAGAAAAGUAAUAGUUUUAUUGAAGAAGCCCCUUCUAAACCAUUCAUGGUUUCCUUAAACUUCCGAUCGAUUUCCACUUCUGUUUUAAGCACUGCAUCUGACAUAUCUCCAUUUAGAAGAUAAACUUGUAGAAAUUGCUGCUUUUCUGAAGAUUGAUCUCAAAACUGAUUCUGAUAAAUGCACAAGCUGGAAUGCUCUGACAUGGACGAAAAGUGUGUUUCCUCAACCUUUACAUUGUUAGUGAAAUGAAGGACUCUUGGUGGGAGCAGGAAUCCAAAAUGAUAACUGACUGUGAUUUGGUGUGACCCUACAAGCCCCAAGAGGAAGAACGCCUAUCUUUUAACAGAAAUAAUGCAUGCAUUCUAGUGUGCAAAAUUAUGGGUUACUUGACAUUGUGUUGAUGUGUCAUUUAUUUAAAUUAAAAGCCUCAGUUUGUA
Rhineura floridana is the source of this 3733-nucleotide messenger RNA. RefSeq names its product twinkle mtDNA helicase (gene TWNK). The transcript has 5 exons. Gene Ontology annotation, cellular component: mitochondrion. Bases 371 to 2392 code for a protein of 673 amino acids. Gene Ontology annotation, molecular function: 5'-3' DNA helicase activity; ATP binding; single-stranded DNA binding. Gene Ontology annotation, biological process: mitochondrial DNA replication. Lineage: Eukaryota; Metazoa; Chordata; Lepidosauria; Squamata; Rhineuridae. The record is from RefSeq and is a predicted model, not a curated record.